Erigeron canadensis is the source of this 1304-nucleotide messenger RNA. Its product is annotated as VAN3-binding protein-like. The coding region runs from base 1 to 1140 and encodes 379 amino acids. The transcript is spliced from 6 exons. The record is from RefSeq and is a predicted model, not a curated record. Lineage: Eukaryota; Viridiplantae; Streptophyta; Magnoliopsida; Asterales; Asteraceae. Gene Ontology annotation, biological process: phloem or xylem histogenesis; leaf vascular tissue pattern formation; auxin-activated signaling pathway.
AUGGAAAGAUGGAAUAUCCAAGAAGCCAAUUCAUACCCAGGAUAUGAAUGUGAUCAUAUAUGUGAAGGAAACAGUUACAUAGAAUUCGCGAUACCACCAGAAACACCAACGGAGCCCAUGGAAUUCUUGUCGCGGUCCUGGAGUGUUUCCGCUGCAGAAAUUUCAAAAGCCUUGUUUGCUCAGCAGAAACCGAAACACAAAAUACAAAACAAUACCAUCCCCCCAGUACCCGAGUCGUCAUUAAACGUUGCAGCACAAUCUCAACCCGAGGUAUCAUCAUCAAAGUAUAUUCAGAGUGUUAAAAAACCAACAAGAGGUAAAAAUUGGUUCAGUCAGAACACCAAGGAAGGCGGUUUUAUGAGAAAAAAAGAUAAAGCCCGGACCGAAAAAGCAAAGACCCAUGCUGCUCUGUGCAUUGCAGGGCUGGCGACUGCUUUGGCUUCCGUUACUGCUUCUGCAGAAUAUAAAAACGGCGAAAAUUCAAGAUUGAGCAGUGCCCUUGAGUCAGCUACAGAGCUAUUAGCAACCCAUUGUUCUGAGUUGGCAGAACUGGCUGGAGCUGAUCAUGAUCUUCUUGUUUCUGUCCUCCAAUCAGCCAUCAAUACUCAAACUCCAAGUCAUUUGAUUACUCUCACAGCUGCAGCUGCUACAGCGUUGCGGAGUGAAGCAGCUCUGAAAGCUAGAUUUCCAAAAGAAGCAAAGAAGAAUGCUACUGUGAUUCCAUAUGACAACGGAACGUCUGCUGGUCAUACUAAAUCCGAACAUCAUCAGUUCUAUACACAAGACAUGCUGCAACAACUACACAAAGGAGGGUUACGUUGGAAGCAAGUUUCCAUCUAUAUAAACAAGAAGUCCCAGGUAGUUAUCAAGCUCAAAAGCAAUUAUAUCGGAGGGGCUUUUUCCACAAAGAAUAAAGGUGUUGUCUACGGCGUCUGCAAUGACAAAGCCUCAUGGCCAUUCUGCAUAGAAAGGGAAAACUCGGAUGCUUAUUUUGGAGUUAAAACAGCAAAGGGUCUUUUAGAGUUCAAGUGCAAGAACAAAAUCCACAAACUGAAAUGGGUUGAUACAAUUCAAUAUCUUCUACAAAAAACCUAUAACAUUGAAAACAUUACUCAUUCAAUGAGUAUCUUAACUCCUUGAACAACUUUCACUAGCUAGCUAGCUAGUUGAUGCGUCUGGCGUCGUAGGUGCAAAAUUUUAAUUUUUUUAAUGUGAUGGUUUGUGCGUCGUCUGUAAUAGUUACGUUAUUUCUUGGAUAUAUACUUUGUGUUUAAGGUUUAUAUCUUACUCCCAAACCUUUGAAA